Molecule: messenger RNA, 2517 nt
Organism: Linum tenue
Lineage: Eukaryota; Viridiplantae; Streptophyta; Magnoliopsida; Malpighiales; Linaceae
Source: the annotation of a GenBank genome assembly
GAAAGUGGAUUACAUGCAAGAGAUUCCGCCACCGCCCGCGUCGCACCAGGCGCACUCCACCAGCCCAUGCGGCCCAACCAAGUCGCGGCCAGCACCGCACACUCCACCAAGUCGCUGCCCGCACGCACUCCACUAGCCCGCGCGGCCCAACCAAGUCGCGGCCCGCGCGCACUCCACCAGCGCGCUCUGCCCAACCAAGUCGCGGCCCGCGUCGCACACUCCACCAGCCCGCGCCGCACCAGGCCCAAUCCUUCAUGCGGCCCUGACUCCACUUGCGGGCCCGCGCCAAUCUCCACACCGCGUCAAAAAUAUUGUUGUCGCCACCAGGAUUUGAACCCGCGUCACUCCUCUACUAGACAAGCAACAUCACUAGCAGGCUACAUGCGCGCCUGUCGAAUCCUUCUCUUCCGUUUGCCGUCUCUGUGUGCUGCUUGCGAGUUUAUCGUCGUUCAACUGCCGUCUCUGGGUUUUGUCCAUCCGUUCGACCAAGAACAAACAGGGGAGAAGCAGAGGAAAAGAAGAGGUAUCAGCAAUCGCAUAUCUUCCCACAAGAUGAGCAAGGUCGAUGAAGGUGUCUCCUCCGAACUCAAUGAUGAAAACCAACAAAGAAAAGAAAAGGUGUAUUUGAGUAGUCGUUGUGGCGUACAAGAAUUCUCUGGCCUUAUAGAUAGUUUGUCGGACGACAAAAAGCAUCUCAUUGAAGAUAUGGGAUUUGGAGGGCUAUUGCAUUUGAAGAAGCAUAAGUUGAAGUUGAAACUUUGUGAGGAACUUAUGAUGAGGUUUGAUGUGACUACUAGUCAACUAAACGUGCAUGGUAAUCGUUUGACCCUACGUGUUGAUGAUGUUGUCACCAUAUUGGGUUUACAUGGUGGAGGCAUGGAUGUGGAUACUAAUCUUGGUGAGGGAGAUGAAGUGAGGGUCAGGUUUAAUUUGGGUUAUGGACAAAUUAAAUGUUCAAAUCUAAAAACAGAUAUGAUGAAGGAUCUCACGGUCGGUGAAGAAUUUAGAGGGAAAUUUCUUUUAUAUUCAAUGAGUAGACUUUUGAGACCGUCCACUGCAGUUUAUGUUCCCAAUAAUUAUUUGAGGAUAUUAGGCAAUAUUGAUGACGUGGGAAACUUGAAUUGGGCAAAAUUUGUGUACGAUGGUCUUUUAGAAGGAAUAAAAGACUAUCAAAACAAAUUGGAAGGCACAUCAAGAGAACAAUCUGUGACGGGCUGCAUUUUAUUGCUUGAGAUUUUUUACCUAGAGCACGUAAAUAUGCAUAAUGUGACUCGUCAUUCAAGCUCCUUACCACGCAUACGCCACUGGGAUGACAAGUCAAUUGGGACGAUUGUUAAGAAGGUUUCUAGUUUGGGUGGAGUUGAUAGCAUACAGGUGGAAUUUGGAAGGGAUGGUGCUAGUUGCUUCACAAUUGAGGAUGUUACAGCACAGAUAGUUCAAUUGAGGAAUGAAUUUCAACAAGAAAUGCACUCUACAAAAUCACAAAUAGGUGACUUGAAGAAGGAAAUGUCUGAUUCUAUGUCACAAAUCAUUACAAAAUUGUCCAGCAUUGAAAGCCACUUGGAAACUAAAGCUGCAAAUAAAACCAUAGAGGAUGAGGCGGUGCAGGUUCGUACAAAAAAAGGCGAGUUGAAUGAUGAUGCUAUUGCACAUGAGAAGACAUUCGAGGAAGUUAGAACGGGUGCAGAUCACACGAUCAGUGAAGAGAAUAUGACUACAAAUGAAGAUUCAACUAAUGUGUAUGAUAAGUUGAAUAACAUGGCUCGUGAUUUCAAGGCAAAAGAAGAUUUUGUGGAGCUUUCUGAUGAUGCAAGCUCACUUCUAAAAGCAUCAACGCCUAAGGGAAACCACCUGGUAAAGCAAGGAAAUAGGAGAUCUGGUGCAAUUUCAUCUCAAAAUGAAAAGAAAAGAAAGGCAAACCAACAUGAGGAAGAUGAAACAGAUUCAUUUGAGGCACUUAUGGCUGGAGUAGAUCAAAAGAUUCGAUCAAGAGAGGAUUCAAACAUGGGACUUCGAAAGAAAGAAGUACUCAAAGCCGGUCCACAAUUUCAGUUUCCUUAUGUGGCCGACAAACCAGCGGUAAGAGGUCGGGGUAGACAACAAGGUCCUAAACAGCAAGGUACUAAAAAAGGCGGUCGAUCAAAAAAAAAAUUAGAUGAUGAUUGGGAGAAUAAGGUAAUUAAUCUUGUUGUUGCUGGGUUAACACUGGAAUAUCGGGACAAUAAAGAAAGCGAUUAUUGGUUUAUGCCCUGGUCAUUUACCAUUUAUCUCCCCAUAUGCGAGCAUGAACAUUGGUACUUGGCCAUUGUUAACAUGGAAAUCAAGGAGGUAUAUCUGCUUGAUAGUUAUGCUCUAAAGGACGAUUCUCCCCGUAAAGAAAAGAUAAGGCAGAUAUUGUCAGUUUUGGAUGAAAUGUUGCAUCAUGAUAAUUUCGAAGGAAAAAGUGAAGAAACCAUACCAUUAUUGAAAACGUUUGAAGUGAAGUCAAUUCCUGUCUUACAACAACCCAACACGUAA